CAAUAAAAAGAAAAAAUAAUAAAAAAUGGCAAGAAUUAACAUGAAAUCAACAUCACUUGCUAAGGUUAUUUAUUUGGUUGUAAUAAUAAUAAUUGUACUAGGAAUGAAAAUAAAGGCCUCAAUGGCUCAAGCUCAAAACACUUGUGCUAACCAACUUGGUAACCUAAAUGUGUGUGCACCUUUUGUCCUCCCUGGCACACAAAACUCGGCUCCGAGCGCCAAGUGCUGUGGGGCCCUUCAAGCUGUUGAACCUGGCUGCCUUUGCAACACCUUUAGGGUGGCUAGCCAACUUCCUUCUGCUUGCAAACUCCCUGCUCUUAGCUGUAGUAAUACAAUUCUUUCUAAAAUAUUGAUGAUGAAAAUGGUAUCAGUUAAGGGUUGCGUGGGAGAUGAAGAAGCAUGUAAUGUUGCAUCACCAAACUGUUGUAGCGGAUUACAAUGUCAGGAAGUAUCACAGGGUGUUCACCAGUGUGAAAAUUCAAGCUGUGAACAGCACAUUGGACAUUCAUGUGAGCCCGGCCUUCGAGCUUGUUGUGCUCCUUUGCGUUGUUCUCAAAAUACUGCCGGCUCAUUUCAAUGUACUGCUUGAAAUAAACUUACUAGUCUUUGUUUAGUGUUUUGUUAGUUUUAUUCAGUUUAUUUCGUUAUUGAAAAAUCUAAUUAAGGUCAUUAUUGUAAAAACUUUGUUAUUGUGAUAU
Amaranthus tricolor (Joseph's coat) is the source of this 698-nucleotide messenger RNA. Its product is annotated as protein MEN-8-like. The transcript has 2 exons. The record is from RefSeq and is a predicted model, not a curated record. NCBI's taxonomy places the organism in Eukaryota, Viridiplantae, Streptophyta, Magnoliopsida, Caryophyllales, Amaranthaceae. The coding region runs from base 26 to 589 and encodes 187 amino acids.